AUGCCCAGCUCUAGGAUCAAUAAUGUACCAAAAUUCUCCUCAUUUAUACCGAAUCUAACAACGCCAGCUACGAGCAAAUCUGAAAGCCACAUUAACAGCAACGCUAGAAAUGACCUCAUUGGACACCAUCAAGAUGAAAGGGGAGAGAAAAAUCUAAAAUUUAAGGAUACAUAUGCACAAAAAAACGGUGCGCACCGAAUUGCUCAUGGGCCGAUUGCUAUUAGCCAAACUUGCCAAAACAACAAACUUAGAGACCAUUUUGUGAGCGACUGGAAUGGCGAUGAGAAGAAUCUAGUGUAUGGGAGCCUUCAUAAAUACAGUGUCCCGAAAUACCAUCGAUACGGUGCAGGCCAUGUUUUAGGGGCGCCCUCUGAGUCAAAAAUUGAUCGUGAAAAUGUGGAUGAAAAGUGCAUUAUCCUCACUGACGCCAGGCUCUCCAAACACUUUACAAGAGAAAGGUACAUAUUUUCAAAAAUCAGUCACAAAAUACCCACCUACAUUAAACCAGGCUUACAAGCACCUGAAAAGUUACAAGAAUGUUCCGAAUCCAACUUUUUGCCAUUCAGGCUACACGAAGACGAUCGUACACCAAGACAAGAGGAGGAGUUUCAAGGCGACGAAAAAGGCAUCAUGUCGAAACUUGAAAAGUCGAUAACAUAUGAUCUUACUCAACGCUAUGAUGAUAUUACAUCCAAACUAGAAAAUAAUUCGCAUGACAUGGAGUCCGAAGCAGAUAGAAUCGAUACAUCUGCUCGGGAGAAAAAUGUCAUUUUGUGUCGAAAAGUCGAAGAUAAUCCGCACGAUAUUGAGGCCUGGCUAUCAUUGAUAAACCACCAAGAUUGUCUUAUUCAACAAUCAGAAAAUCGUUACCGUGUCACACAAGCAAUGUUGCGAAGCACUUCAGACAUAAAAAUACACAUGUACGAAAAGGCAUUGAGCAAAUCAAACUCUCUAGAUAAUCGUGAGAGAAUUUUAUGUGGCUUAAUGACCGAGGGCGAAAAGAUUUGGGAAUUAAAGGCUCAAGCCAGCCGCUGGGAAAAGAUAUCCAAAGAAAACAUUUAUAGCUUGGUUCUCUGGACAAAGUAUCUGAAUUUCAAGCAGACCACGUUUUCAGAGUUUAGAUUUGAAGAGCUGAAAGGCCUCUAUCUCCAGCGUAUUAAAUUUCUCUCGCAAGCAGUACAUACUCAACCAGAAAAUUCAGAUAGAUUGAUGCAUGGCCUUCUAUACGUACUGCUUCGGGCGACUCUAUUCAUGCGGGAAGCUGGAUACGCAGAACUAGCGACUGCAAUAUGGCAAAGUAAUUUAGAGAUAAAUUUUUGCGGUGCGCAGGAAAACACAAUGGGAAGCGAUUGCUUAAACCUUUUUAAAGAGUUUUGGGAAAGUGAAAUCCCUCGUAUUGGUGAGGAUGGGGCUAAAGGUUGGCAACAAUAUUUAAAAAACCCGGAUGAAUCUAUCGUUCUAGACCCAAUUGUUGAUGAACCACCUGAAACUUUAGACAAGCAUAAACUAUUCGAGAGUUGGGCCACAGCUGAAAGAAUGCGAUCAAGAGUUUCUCGAAUACCCGCCAAGACGAUGGACGAAGUAGCUGAGGAUGAUCCUUUUCGAGUUAUUUUAUAUUCUGAUAUUGAAGAGUUUCUCAUACUUCUACCAGUGGAAUCAAAAAAACUUCGGUAUUCAUGCAUCAACGCAUUUUUAGCUUUUUGUGGCAUGCAGCCUCUUGUGAAUCUGGACGAUAGCCCGCCUGAAUAUUGGGAUGACCCUUUCAUUAUCGGUGACUUAGCUGAGGCCGACUGUGGUCUUAAAGAGUCUAUUUUGCCGAAUAAUAGCCAAGAUCAUGAUGACCUAGCUCCUUGGUUAUCUCUUACAGCAUAUUCUCAUUAUGUGUCAUCCCCAGAAUCUCUAUUUCGGGGUGUUAUAGCGAGUAAAGGAGCUCCCAGGUCACACCAUGAGCGCUAUCCUAAAGAUAGUGGUCCCGUUUCAUAUAGAUUUCUGCAGAACAGCCUUCAAUUGCUAACUAGCAGAUGGUUAGAUGACAGCUUAGCUGAGUACUAUCUAUCGUUAAAGUUCUACAACGAUCCUCAGCAGGCUAAAAAACUGGCGCGAGACCUCUUGAAACAAAGUCCAUCAAGUCUUCGUCUGUAUCACGCUUAUGCUCUCAUUGAAUGGUCUAAAGCAAACAAAUCCACAGCGGAUAGGGUCUUUGAGACAGCUAUAAACAUGAAAAAUUACACUACUAAUAAGCGGGAUGACCUCUCUAUAAUGUUAUGGAGAAGCUGGAUCUGGGCUCAUUUAGAAGAUAAAAAUAACACAAAAUCGUUGCAAUGCUUACUUUGCAUAGCAGAUGGGGUUCCUGAUAUCUCUAUUAGCAGAUCACCGGCACUUUUCUUACGGACCAAACAGUACUUAAUUGCAAAUAGAGACAAUCUUUUUGAAACUCCGACUCUUUCCGUUAUGUAUACCGAGUACUGGCUAGGUUUGGCAAUACUCGAAUAUCUUUCCAACAGUCCAGGGCAGGCCCAAAGUUUGGAUCCCCCAAGAAAUAUCGCUGGCGCACUGACCGCCUAUUCUUCCGCUGCUCAGGUACUUCUGGAACGCCAGCAGAUCAAGCCACAUGAACUUCUCCUUCAAUCUGCAGCGCGUCUUCUCUACCAUUAUUCGCAAAGUGGACCAUACCGCCCAGCUCUAAUACGAGAACAACUGACAACAUUUAUACACUUUUUUCCCAGAAAUACAAUUUUUCUCGCUUUCUACAGCUGGAAUGAAUCUCGGCUUCGGAUUGAUAACCGUGUUCGCAACAUUCUACUUCAUACUUCACUUUUGUCCAAGCAUGAUAAUAUUACAUCCCGGAUCUUCUCUAUCCGCCAUGAACUUCGAAUUGGUACCAUACAUUCGGUCAGGGCGGCAUUUGAAAAUGCCCUCUCCUCUACGGGUUCUAAGUCUUCUAUCGGUUUAUGGCGCCUUUAUAUUCUCUUUUGUGCGCAUCAGAAACAGCUACGUACUCAGAUCAAGUCCUUAUGGUAUCGUGCCAUUCGCGCUUGUCCAUGGGCUAAAGAACUCUACAUACUCGGCUUCGAAUUGAUGGGGGGAAUGGUAGGGUUUUCUGAGCUCAGGGAUACAUGGAAGGUAAUGGAGGAAAAGGAACUUCGCGUACACGUUUAUCUGGAUGAUCAGUUAGAGGAAAUAGAAACUACAAGACACGGAGAUUUUUACUCGAGAAAAUAA
Molecule: messenger RNA, 3222 nt
Organism: Blumeria graminis f. sp. triticale
Lineage: Eukaryota; Fungi; Ascomycota; Leotiomycetes; Helotiales; Erysiphaceae
Source: the annotation of a GenBank genome assembly